GGCGCUCAAGCAGAAAUAUCAUACACCGCCAUUGCGGGGUGUCAGGAUAUGACAAUAUACAUAGUAGUUACAUUGAGGGGACCCUGGGUACGUUGUUGUUAUGUUCCUGAUUUUUCUCAGUACGACCAAAGUAAACAUGUCGAAAAUGUUUUAUUGGCGUUAAAUGAGUGUAAUUCUAAAAGUAUUACUUUACAGUUUGAAAGCGACAGAGAGACGUGUUUUUAACGCCAAAUAAUGGGCACGAUGUACACGCUCGCAUUAUCGCGGUCACGUGACACGGAAAAACAAACGCGCGGCACCUAGUUACCUGAACAAGUUAUUUCACGCACACGAAGCUUUUGCUGUCAUAAACUACUGAUGAUUUUACUUCAAAACCGAUGCUAAUUCGUGGUUUACUAUGCCGAGUAACUCUAGAAAACCAGGCACAGGGAAAGUCCUAUCGGCCAGUGUGGGAUCUAGUGGUCAAACAAAAUUGGUCCGCAAAGUUCAAACCAGAAAGUUUGUCUACAGAGUUGGAUACAGCUGGAACAAAGGUGGAAGACUCAAGGAGCUGAGAAUAAGGCAUUUGGCCAGAAAGUUCCUACAUAUAUGGAUGCGCAACACCUUUGGCCGAGUUCCUCCUCAUGUAGCCAAGUCACACUAUGACAGUGUGGUACUCAGACGAGCCUUUGAAGGAUGGACAGAUGAGUGGUGGACGUCCAGGAGGGAGUGGAGUCUUAAAACCAGGGCAGAGUGUCACUACAGGUAUUAUCUGUAUAACUGGGUGUUCCAUAGCUGGCGCAGAUUUAUGUCAUUGCAGCAAGAAAAGAAGAGCAAACUAAAAACUGCUCAAUCAUAUGCUGACGGACAACAGAUGCAGCUGGUUUGGGACAGAUGGGAGGUUUUCACAGAGAUGAGACGAAUGAAGAAGAGAAUGCUUGAAUCGGCUUUUGAGCAAAACAAACUCUCAACUCUUCGUUCUGCUUGGAGCCUGUGGCAGACGAGGCUGCAGCAGCAUCAACACCUUCACACUUUGGAGGCCCAGUGUCUCAAACAGCGGGAGCUGACUUUACAGAGGACGGCUCUGCAUCAGUGGAGAGAAUUCCACACUGCUCUUUGUUGCCACAAAGAUAAAGAAACCAAGGCUUCACUUCACUUCAUCCUAAGACUGAAAAGAAAAACACUGCAUCAGUGGGUCAGUUAUGUGUCCUGCUGCCAAACCAAAAGAAAGACCCAAGCUGCAGCUCAGCAUGCAUGUAACCUGCGUCUGGUGAGGAUGUGUUGGAGUAAUUGGAGCAAAGCGUUGCAUCACAGGCUGAGUGAGGAAGACCGCUUGCAGGCCACAGCGCAGUUAGCCACUCGGAGCACUCAGCGCAGAGCACUGCAGCGAUGGAGAGCUUACGUGACCUUGUGCAAAGACGAAGCAGAAGAAAACCAGAUGGCAAAUCAGCACCACUUACAUCACCUGCUGAGCGCCGGAAUGCAGGGACUUCAUCUUAAUGUCACCUGGAACAAAACACAGCGCUUGAACAACAACAUGGCUCUCCAGCAGUAUUAUCAAACUAUGAUGAGAAAGUUUUGGAGGCUGUGGCAGGACCAUCUGGAGGAGGCUGAAGACGAGAGCUUUCAACCACUGCUAGAAACUGCACAGUCAAACUACAGCGUGUCCCUGCUAACCAGCUGUUUUCACCUCUGGAGGGAGAAACUUGCUGAGCAAAGACACAUGCAGGAACUGGAGCGUCGAGCAGACGUUUGGUUUGCUGAGCACAUGCUGCCACAGUGUUUCAGCUCGUGGGUCAAGUUCACUCUGCAGAGGAGACUUUAUAAACAGAGGAGAAAACAGGCUGAUGUUUUUAAUAAACGGCGUCUGUGCACUUGGGUGCUUUCCACCUGGUGGGGUCGAGCAGAGAAGCACAAGGAGCAGAUCCUUUCUGAGCACAUGGCAGUUCUUCAUGAGGAGCGAUACCUCGUGCAAAGAGCUUUGGAUCGAUGGAGACAAAGGACGGAGCAGAGGAUCAAUGAGAAGGAGAAACUGGAAGCAUCCGAUUGUCUGUACCUGCACCGACUCCUUCACAACACAGUGACACAGUGGAAGGACAACAGUUCUGAGAUUCGAGACAGGAGAGACAGAGAGUAUCAGGCCUGUCAUCAGGGUGACCUUUGCUGCGUGAGAUGGGCUCUGGGAAAAUGGAAAAAGUUUGUUCAGAACCAGAGAGUGAAGAAAGGCAAACUGGAGGAAAUGCAGCUUUACCAUGAAACUAAACUUCUCAAACACACCUGUGAGGCCUGGAAGAAACACCACCUGCAGAUGUCUCACGUCUGCAGUCGAGUAGAGGAACUUCACAGUCUGAAAAUGCAGCACUUUCUCAGAAUGGUUCUGUCAGUGUGGAGGGAGAACGCAGCGCUGCAGGCAGAGUACCGGCUCCUGGAGCAACGAGCACAGAAUCACUUUCAGCACAUUCUUCAGUCCAAGGUGUUACAUGCUUGGCAAGAAGCAACAAGACAUGCGGCGUCAAAGCGCCACCAGGAGGCAGAAGCCGUGAGCAUUGUUCAGAGAUCAGUGAACCAAGUGUUCCUGCUGCGGACAUUCAGACAGUGGAGGAUGCAAACCAGAGACGCUCGCAGGGAGAGGAUGAGUAUGGAGAGAGCCAGGCGGCACCAUAACUCCAAACUCCUCUGGAAAGCACUGAGAGAGUGGAAUAAUUAUCACGACCACUGCCGGAAAUAUAAGGUUAUGAAACGACAAGGAAUCAUGUUGCUGAGGUUAAAGAUGUACCAGAGCUACUUUGAACAUUGGAAAAUGAAGCUGCAGCACAGACGGAGAGAAGUGAAGCAGACAGAACAAGCACUUUGGCACUGGUCUCUCACUCUUCAAGCCAAGGUGCUGUAUGGAUGGAGGCUGUGGGUCACUGAGCAGCGCAGGAAGCAGGAGCAGGCGGCCACAGCGGCACUUGUCUACAGAGACCAGCUGCUGAGGGAGGGCGUGACCUGCAUCCUUACAUACGCUGCUCACAUGAACGAUCUCACCUCCAGCCUUACUCAACACAGUCAAGAGCAAGUGGGUGCACGUCAUAAAACGGUAUAUAACUUUACGUCAGGCAGCACGCGUCACCUCCAGGGAGUGGUUAGACGCUGUGCUAUGCGGUGGAAGCAGCGGGCGCUGUGUAAACCCCAAAGAGAACAAGCGGUCAACGAGCAACCAGCAAAAAAGAGCGUGACCUUUUGCCUGACCACCCGUGGACCUGAGAACGUUUCCUCUGUGGAGCAGGGAGUUGGAGGCGGCGCGCUCAGUGAGCUGCCUCCAACGCGUGCGUGUCGACGACAGCCACGUCGCUGUGAGGAACUCUUUGAAUCUCCAGGCACAGGAACCCAAUAUCAGACUGGUAUCAUCAGCACUGAAGCAGCUCCAAAACCCUUCCUCAUGACCUCCACACAUCAGAGCACCAUCACAUCUUCUGUGUCACCCUCUGAACCACUGGUGUCUGUGGUGGAUUUGUCUUUGGGAACUCAAAGCAAAUAUUUCCUUCUGCCUCCGUCUGCUUUCAUGAACCCCAGCUCCCAGAAUAUGCCACAGAAUUCCAGGUGUCCAGAGCUUGUGGGCGGUGGAGGAACUGAUCCAGUAUCAGCUGUGACAAGUGAACUGCUCAGCAUUCAGCUGGACAUGAAGAGUUUUCAACAGGACAGAAAACAGCUACGGGCAUGGCAAAAACUGAGGGAGGUGUUGCAUAGUUGGCUGCAGACCAGUGCAGAGGAUGAUGAGCAAAUGGAAAAAGAUUGUGUUCAUCAGGAGUUGAAGGAGUUGGAGGAGCGCAUCACUCGACUGUCCCUCAUACUGGCCGAACGGAAGCCAACAAUGCUGCAUCACACCCAGAGGAUCCAGCAUUUACAGAACAUCCUUCACACUGCAGGAGUUUCUUCUCUCCGCUGACAAACAGAAGAGAUCCCAUGGUCCCUACGCUGCUGAAUAUGUGGAUGACUUCUCAUUUACUACCAUCACAUUUCUUCUAAAAUGAUGGGAGACUGAGACUCUGACAAAGACUGACAUUUUGCUUUAAUCUUGCUUGUUAUUUUGUUCAUAUUGUGUUUUAUUCAGCUCUCAGCUCCAGGUCCAGGCUUUUUGUCAUGGUCCUAAAUUGAUCUCGGCAUAUCCAGACACAAUAAAGCUGAGCCCUUUGAA
Messenger RNA from Solea senegalensis (Senegalese sole), 4156 nucleotides. It is a transcript of the gene sfi1, whose product is annotated as SFI1 centrin binding protein. Bases 398 to 3907 code for a protein of 1169 amino acids. The record is from RefSeq and is a predicted model, not a curated record. Gene Ontology annotation, molecular function: phosphatase binding. NCBI's taxonomy places the organism in Eukaryota, Metazoa, Chordata, Actinopteri, Pleuronectiformes, Soleidae. The transcript has 29 exons.